Messenger RNA from Rattus rattus (black rat), 1527 nucleotides. RefSeq names its product IQ motif containing M (gene Iqcm). NCBI's taxonomy places the organism in Eukaryota, Metazoa, Chordata, Mammalia, Rodentia, Muridae. The record is from RefSeq and is a predicted model, not a curated record.
AUGCGAGGGAAGGACAUUUCUGCCAGCUUCACCAUCUUGCUAUAUGGAAGCCCUGUAUUAGAAACCGCCCAGCAAGAUUUUUUGCAAGAAGCAAAAUCUCCUAUUGCCCAGCAUUCCAAGAAAGUAAAUGAGAAUAAGGCUCAAGGAACAUCUAUAGAUGUCUUUGAAAAUAUACACAAAAAAACAAAAACUGGCAAAUUUAUACUUGAGAUUAAUAAAAGUGAAAUCCUUCAUGUAGUUGUACAUUGGGUGGUGCUCAGAAGCAUUAGCUACCCCAGGGGCAAUUCGAAAUGUGCAACUUUUUUAAUUGAGGCCUCACAGCAAAUUUCCUUGAAGGAUGUUUUGAAUAUAAAAGAGAAGUACCACCUUGUAGAUCUUUUUUAAAAAGAAAAAGUGAAACUGGGUAAAAUAAUGGACGAUAUUGAAUCCGUGAGUAAGAGAAUGGAGAAAGAGAAGGAGAUGAAUCUCAAGAAGUUCAGGAUGUUAAAACCCUUCCAUUCCCACAUUGGCUUGUCUUUGCAUAAUGUGACCUCCCAUUUGGGACUUCUGAAGGACCUUGCUGACAGGACUCUUUAUGAUUGGAGGAGCACUGCAUCGAUAAGAUCUUCCCAUUUGCCUCAUGAAUCUGUUAAGACUUUAUCAGGAUCCUCGGUGAUGUUUAAGGAUCAUAAUAUAAGACCCUUGAAGAAGAAAGAGCUACAACCUAUCAAGAAAAAACUGAAGCCUCUAGACAAAAGGUCAAAGACUAUUGUAAAGUCUGAUAAAAUCAACAGCAAAGUUAAAAGAAUUGGACCACACAUAGAAAUUUUCCAGCUGUUCCAGGGAAGAAAAAGACUUAUAUUUACUAAAAGAAUUGUUAAACUGAUUGUCACUGCACAAGCAUUUAUCAGGGAGUGGCUUGAGCGCAAAAGACUUCAAUGAAUAAAGAGCAAGGUAAGGUAUGUUUUUACUCUUCAUAGGUUUUUAUAUCAUGGGCCAAAUUUGAAAACAGUUAUAAAAAUGUAUCAGUGCUUAAUCCACCGUGUUAGACAUUGUCUUAGUCUUUGGAGAACAAGACAGAUUACAUACUUUGGAGAGUUAGAAGAAUGGAUGGACAGGAAAAAAAUGUAAGCAUUACAGUCACUUCCUCUUGUCUAUGAAACCAUGUUUGCCAAGAGAGAAGACAAGGAUAGAAGUGAGCUGCUGAAGUACUUCAACGACUGGGGUCAUUUCCCCACGCAGAAGCAGAUCGAUGAGUUCUGGGACCUCCUUCAUAUGUAUAGUCAAGGAAAAUGUUCUGAAGUAAUAAAAAAGUCCAAUGCUGUUGAACUAUUAUUUACUAUUAUCUAUCCUCCUCAACACGCCAGAGUGAACGUUAGCACAAGUCUGUGGUCCACGUGGUUGAGACCCUUGGUGGAUGGGGAAGAAAGUUAUAAGUAUAGAGUGACUGGACAUCCAAUACUCAAGAGAGCUAACAUCCAGACUGUUGGGAAGUUGGUGGCUAGCUCCAUAAGAGAAAGAAAAAUGAAGCAAUUUUAUAAAUCAUGA